UUCGGCGCUCACUUCGUGUCUUGCAGAUUUGUCAAAACACAUUGGCUCUCUGCAAGAGGAAAUUGAUUCGCUGAGAGCAGACAAGAAUGAGCUUGUCAAGCAGCAGGCUCAACAAGCUGUCGCGGAACGACAUGGAUAUAUUGCUCUGAAUAAAGUGGAGCAGCUCGAAGUGGAGAACGACCAUCUGAGUCGUCAGAUCAACGAGCUCAAAGCGCAACUCUACAUGUCCAGUGCCUUGGAGGUGGCCGAGCCAAAGAAAUCGAAAAGUUUGGGAGCUCGAGUUGCAUGGCCUCAGCCAGAGGAGGAUCCGCCCAAAUCACAGGCUUCGAUCGCGAAGAAAGUGAAUUUCGAUCAGGUGGUGCCAAGACCUGAAUUCACAGACGAGAGGC
Cladocopium goreaui is the source of this 389-nucleotide messenger RNA. NCBI's taxonomy places the organism in Eukaryota, Dinophyceae, Suessiales, Symbiodiniaceae. The record is from the annotation of a GenBank genome assembly.